This is a messenger RNA of Elaeis guineensis (African oil palm), 2565 nucleotides long. The record is from RefSeq and is a predicted model, not a curated record. Lineage: Eukaryota; Viridiplantae; Streptophyta; Magnoliopsida; Arecales; Arecaceae.
AUGCGAACGGUAGCAUCACAGAUAACAUUACCGGAAUUUGUGUACCAACCCGAUACCCAAUUCAUAGACACCGGGAUAAACUACAAAAUACCCAAGAGUUACUUGACCAGCUGGUACCCUCCACAGGUUGAGACUCUCACAAGCUUUCCAGAUGGAGAUCGGAACUGUUACACAAUAAAUCAAGUGAGCCAGGGUGAAAAGUACCUGAUAAGAGCUUUCUUCACGUAUGGUAACUACGACGGUCAAGACAGUGCAAGCGAAGAUAGCCCGCUGCAGUUUGUCCUUGAUCUCGGCGUCAAUUACUGGGAAACGGUGAACGUCACCGAUCCAUCAUUUCUCCAUCAGGCCGAGAUCAUUACAGUUGCCCAGGACGAUUACGUCUCAGUUUGUCUGGUGAACACCGGGUUCGGAACUCCGUUCAUAUCUACGCUUGAGUUGAGGCUUAUUGACAGUGCGGAUGUUUACAAGGACGUAAACCAAUCCAGUUCCCUGGUACUCUACGGUUACGCCAGACGCAACCUUGGGGCAAGUCCUGUCUUAAUCAGGUACCCAGAUGACACCUAUGAUCGCGUUUGGUGGUCGUUGAACAACCUACCAUACUGGCUUCCUAUAAAUACUUCAGAGAUCAUCCAAACUAAUCCCCGGGAUGCCUUCCAGGUGCCGUCCGUCGUUAUGAGCAGUGCAGUCACUCCAUCAGACAAUACCAGCUUGCAAUUUUCUUUGGACUCGGGGAGUGGGUUUGUUCGUCCCAUGUACUAUGUCUACAUGCACUUCGCUGAUUUUGACUCCCUCUCCUUGAGCAAGACCAGAUCAAUCGAUGUGAUUGUGAAUAAGCAAGUUCUUCAGAGGAAUUUCAGGCCGUUUUACUUACUAUCAACUCACAUAGCCCUCACAAAUCAGCUUGGUAGUUCUACUGGGUAUAAUUUUAGCCUAAACAAGGUGGCUGAUUCCUUCCUUCCUCCAAUCCUCAAUGCGCUGGAGCUCUAUAUUAUUGUUUCCCUGCCGGAUUUGGCAUCCGAUCGAACAGAUGCGUCCAUUCAACUACAGCCAGAAAAAACAACAUGCAUAGAAGACCAACCCGUUCGACCAGAGAAUCGUGAAUUCACAUACCUAGAGUUGAAGACCAUCACCAAUAACUUCGAGCGGGUCCUCGGCAAGGGUGGGUUCAGGACCGUUUACUAUGGCCGCUUGCGAGACAGCACCGAAGUUGCAGUGAAGUUGCUGGGUGGUGCAUCGACACAAGAGAGUACGUUCAUUGAGCCUCAAACUGAGGAAAGUUAUUCCAAGGUGCAAAGAAUCAAGGAGUUCCAGGCCGAGGCCCUGCUCUUAUCAAGGGUUCAUCACAGAAAUUUGGUGUCUUUGGUUGGCUACUGUAACGAUAAUAAAUAUCUCGGCCUUGUGUAUGAGUUUGUGGCCCAAGGAAGUCUUAAAGACCAUCUUACAUGUAUGGAGAUGAGGCCUGGAACCCUCCAUUCCCUUAGAGAGCGGCUUCGAAUUGCAGUUGAUGCUGCACUAGGGCUGGAGUAUUUGCAUAAAGGAUGCACCCCACCUAUUAUCCAUGGAGAUGUGAAGACUCGCAACAUCCUCUUAUCACAAAAUUUGAUGGCCAAGAUAGCAGAUUUUGGGUUGUCAAAGGCUUUCCUUACUGAUGAUCACACUCAUGUGUCUACCGAGGUUGUCGUGGGCACUCCAGGAUACAUGGAUCCCGAGUAUCAUGAUACCUUCCAGCUAAACGAGAAGAGCGAUGUAUACAGCUUCGGGGUUGUUCUCUUGGAGCUGAUAACAGGCCUACGGGCUAUACUUAAAACCCCUGAUAGAUGUCACAUAGUCCAAUGGGUACGGCAGCGGCUUGUCAGAGGGAAAAUCACUGAUGUUGUUGAUGCAGGGCUGAAAGGGAAGUACGACACCAACUCUGUUUGGAAUGUGACAGAUAUAGCAAAGAGGUGCACCAUGCCAAUGGAGUCGACGCCAACGAUGUCCCAAGUGGUGAUACAGUUAAAGGAGAGCUUGCAACUCGAGGUCGGCCAUGAACGAGCUCAAAAUAUCUAUGUAGAAGCCCUGGAUGUGGAUCAGACUGAUUCAACGGAACUGGCACGCAUUGACAUGAAUCCUACUAUGAGUGGUCCAACACUGAAUGAGAAGAGUGAUGUAUACAGCUUCAGGGUUGUUCUCUUAGAGUUGAUAACAGGCCUACCGGCUGUGGUUAAAAUCCCUGAAAGGGGUCACAUAGCCCAAUGGGUGCGGCAGCGGCUCGCCAGAGGGGACAUCACUGAUGUUGUUAGUGCAGGGCUUAAAGGGGAGUAUGACACCAAUUCUGUUUGGAAUGUGGUAGAUACAACAAUGAAGUGCACCAUGCCAACGGCUAGUCAGAGGCCAGCAAUGUCUGAAGUGGUGUCACAGUUGAAGGAGAGCUUGCAACUUGAGCUCAGCCAUGAAAGAGCCGAGAAUAUCUAUGAAAGAGCUCAGAAUAUCUAUGUAGAAGCCCUUGAGCUGGAUCAGAUAGAUUUAUUUGGAAUGGCACACACUGACGCAAAAAUUACUGAGAGUGGUCCAACAGCAAGAUAA